AUGAAAAAUCCAUUUGACAGCAAUAAAUAUUUUAUGAACGAGAAUUUAAAUUUGGCUUUUGAAAAUAUUUCAAAGCCUCAGCUGUUAUUUAACGAUAGCUAUUUUACUGUCAGUAACAAUACUUAGUUGUAGAACCAAUCGCAAGGCUAGCUUGUUGAAAAAAUUAAAGCAAUAUAAAACAAUAUCAUUCCUUACAACGAAAUAAGAUUCUUUUAAAAUCUAAGAAACAUACAAGCAUGUUUUACUUUUGACUUCGAUAAAGACCAAUCCAAAUCAUUGUACAUUAAAACAGACUAAGAAUUUAACAGAAUGUUAGAGCUCUUGAGAAAUGCUGGAGUCAUAUGCUGGGAUGUGCAUUUCAAUACUUACAGAAGUUUCUAUGGUUUUGUUUGCUUUCUAGAAAUUAGUACAAUUGAUCAAGAUUAUAUCAUAGAUUGCUUAAGUUUGAGAAAUGAAAUACAUAGAUUAAAGGAAAUCUUUUUGGAUAAGUAGAUUGUUAAAAUAACUUUGGAUUUACAAGAAAAAAUAAAUUGGCUUUACAGAGAUUUUGGAAUCUUAAAUAUCGUUAAUAGCAUUGAUUUAAGUCUUUAUUUAAAAGAAUUAAAUUUGCCUUCAAUAAUUUCUUAUUUGUGUGGGACACUGUUGAAUUAUCCUUUUCAAAAAAUACUGCAAAACUUUGAUUAUCGUAAAAGACCUCUUAGCUUAAAUGAAAUUAAUUAUUUAAGAGCUUUUAGUUACUUUCCUUUGAGGAUACUAUCUAUCCUAACAAAUAAUAUCCUUUCUAUUGAAAAAAGUAAACUUGAAGAGCUAUUUAACAAGAGUUAAUUGGCUUCUUGUUUGAGCUUAAAGCAACUAGAAAAUCUCCUUUAAGAGAACUUAAUUGAGAAACACUUUGAAAUGUUCUGUAUUGAUAGAAAUUACAACGAACAAUAACAAUAUUUUUUGAGAAAAAUUUUGAAGUGGAGAAUACAGAGAGCCAAAUUAGAAGAUGAAAGUGUUGAAUAUAUCUUCCCUGCAUGCAUAAUUGAGAAAUUUAUUUCAGUGUAUCCAACUUCUUCAUAAUAAGUGUUAGAUGAAUUAGUAAAAUAUCAGCAAGAAAUAAACCUCUAGCACUAUGAAACAUUUUACUCUUUUUUUGAUGAGAGAAGCUAUCAAAAUUACAAAGAAAAGAAUAGAUUUAAACAUGAUACAAAAUAAUAACAACAAUAAACCUAUUAAAUAUAGCAAACUUAGCAAAUGCAAUCACCAACUCCCAAAAAAAUGCAAUCUAUCCAAGGAAGCACUAACUAAACUCCUUAAUUGCAAAAAGAGAAUUCGCAGCAAUAAAACUAAGAAUCCCCUCCUCUUAGUCCAACUUCUUUAUUAAAAGCAGUUAACUGGGUGGUAAAAAAUCCGAACCAUGAAGGAACACCAGAAAAAAAUUACAAAAAAUUGAUAAGCAGAUAAAGUUUAUCACCUUCGAUACUAAAAUAUUCCCCAUAAAAUGGAGUUGAUUCGCCUUAACAUGAUAAUAUCAUGAAGGAUUUAUUAUGUGUAAUCAAUGAGAGAAACUCUAAACAAUCCUAAGUUAAAUUUUAGCAUUCUGUUUAGAGAGAACUGAGUAGAAUAAAUAACAUGGAGGACACAAAUGAUACUGAAGAAGAGCAGUAAUAAAAGGAAGACACUUUCUAAAUGAACCUAUUAAAUAAGUUAUAAUCAAAAUAAUACUACAUAAAAAACUCUAAAGAAAACCUUCCAAACAAUAUUACAGAUAUCUUUGAAUUAGCUAAUCGUAAAAGAAAGAAAAAUAAAGAUAAAAAGAGAAAGAAAGAAGAAAAGUCACCACAAUUAACUGCUUAGGUAAAUAAAUAAAUAAACACACACACAUUUCAAUAAACUCUUUUUUUUAAUUUAAUCAUUUUAUUUAUUUGUUUUAUUAAUUUAAUAAUUUAUUUUACAUUAAAUUCUAAAAGAAGGAACAAAAAGAAAAAGAAAAAUUAAAUAUAGAUAAGCUUCUAAAAGACUUGA
This is a messenger RNA of Tetrahymena thermophila SB210, 2007 nucleotides long. Its product is annotated as 3'-5' exonuclease. NCBI's taxonomy places the organism in Eukaryota, Ciliophora, Oligohymenophorea, Hymenostomatida, Tetrahymenidae. Gene Ontology annotation, biological process: poly(A)-dependent snoRNA 3'-end processing; nuclear polyadenylation-dependent snoRNA catabolic process; histone mRNA catabolic process. The transcript has 5 exons. Gene Ontology annotation, cellular component: nucleolus; nuclear exosome (RNase complex). The record is from RefSeq and is a predicted model, not a curated record. Gene Ontology annotation, molecular function: 3'-5'-RNA exonuclease activity; nucleotide binding; nucleic acid binding.